This is a messenger RNA of Manis javanica (Malayan pangolin), 936 nucleotides long. Its product is annotated as olfactory receptor 4D9. Gene Ontology annotation, biological process: G protein-coupled receptor signaling pathway. NCBI's taxonomy places the organism in Eukaryota, Metazoa, Chordata, Mammalia, Pholidota, Manidae. Gene Ontology annotation, molecular function: olfactory receptor activity; G protein-coupled receptor activity. Gene Ontology annotation, cellular component: membrane. The record is from RefSeq and is a predicted model, not a curated record.
AUGGAUCAGGGAAAUUAUACCAGAGUGAAAGAAUUUAUUUUCCUGGGAAUUACCCAGUCUCGAGAGCUGAGCUGGGUCUUAUUCGUCUUCUUAUUUUUGGUGUACACGAUAACUCUGAUGGGAAACUUCCUCAUCAUGGUUACAGUUACCUGUGAAUCUCAUCUUCACACCCCCAUGUACUUCCUGCUCCGCAAUCUCUCUGUGCUUGACAUCUGCUUUUCCUCCAUCACGGCUCCUAAGGUCCUGGUUGAUCUUCUAUCAGAGAGAAAAACCAUCUCCUUCAAUGGCUGUGUCACUCAAAUGUUCUUCUUCCACCUUCUGGGGGGAGCAGAUGUCUUUUCCCUCUCUGUGAUGGCCUUUGACCGCUACGUGGCCAUCUCCAAGCCCCUGCACUAUGUGACCAUCAUGAGUAGGGGGCGAUGUUCUGCCCUCAUUGUGGCCUCCUGGACGGGGGGCUUUGUCCACUCCAUCGUGCAGGUUUCCCUGCUGCUUUCCCUUCCCUUCUGUGGACCCAAUGUUCUCAACACUUUCUACUGUGAUGUCCCUCAGGUCCUCAAACUCGCCUGCACCGACACCUUCAAGCUGGAGGUCCUAAUGAUUUCCAAUAAUGGAUUAGUCAGUUGGCUUAUAUUCUUCGUUCUCCUCAUAUCCUACACAGUCAUCCUGACGAUGCUGAGGUCCCAGGCAGGGGAGGGCAGGAGGAAAGCCAUCUCCACCUGUACCGCCCACAUCACUGUGGUGACCCUGCAUUUUGUGCCCUGCAUCUACGUCUACGCCCGGCCCUUCACUGCCCUCCCCACAGACAAGGCCGUGUCCGUCACCUUCACUGUCAUCUCCCCUCUGCUGAACCCCCUGAUCUACACCCUGAGGAACCAGGAGAUGAAGUCAGCCAUGAGGAAACUAAAGAAACGACUAGGGCAUUCAGAAGGGAUUUAA